Messenger RNA from Aedes aegypti (yellow fever mosquito), 1603 nucleotides. RefSeq names its product zinc finger protein 93. The transcript is spliced from 2 exons. Gene Ontology annotation, molecular function: RNA polymerase II transcription regulatory region sequence-specific DNA binding; DNA-binding transcription factor activity, RNA polymerase II-specific. The record is from RefSeq and is a predicted model, not a curated record. Gene Ontology annotation, biological process: regulation of transcription by RNA polymerase II. NCBI's taxonomy places the organism in Eukaryota, Metazoa, Arthropoda, Insecta, Diptera, Culicidae. Gene Ontology annotation, cellular component: nucleus. Bases 139 to 1323 code for a protein of 394 amino acids.
UGCUUCGAAGUUAUCACAAAACAAAUCGAUUUGUUUCUUUUUUUUUCUUUGGAUUGUCGUACUCGACAGGCUAAGACCAUUGGUUGGUCCAUCUCGCCAAUCGAUUUGUUUCUGUUGUUUAAUUUAAUAAAUUUAACCAUGUCAACUACGCCAGAACCGGUCAAAGUAAAAGCGGAGCCCCACGAUUACGACGCUUCCAGCAGUCCCUUGGAUGAAAAGCAUCGUCUCAAGCGACUGCGGUCACUGAGGAAACUCCUACAAAAUGCUAACGUUUUUGAGUCGUUGAAACUCCGCUACCUGGAGUCGCUAGAACUCCGGAAUGAAGCACCCGAUAAAGAAGCGCCUACCGUAACCAGUGAUGUAGCGGGGUGGAUUUGCGAGGUGUGUGGCCAGACUUUCGGAAGCACGAAGAACAUGCUCCGGCACAUGGAGGGAUACCACACGAUUCCGGGAUCGGUUAUCGAGCGCGCGGGGAAAUCGCUCUUCCGGUGCAAGUUUUGCGAGUUGGAGUUUCCUGCCCGAAAUCAAUUGCUGAGGCAUUGCCAGCGGAAACAUGCUGAAUUGGUCAGAGCUAGGAAGAAGUUUCUCAAGCAUAAUGAGGGACUAUCCCAGGAGAAGAUCUGCGUUUACUGCAAUGUAAAAGCUGGUAAUUUGGAAGAGUUUGUAACGCAUUUGGAAAAGAACCAUGCCGGAAACUUUUGUGAUAUCUGCUACAAAGUUUUCCAGGAUUCAACCUUUGUAAUCCUUCAUCGUAGGGUGCACUUGGGGGAAAACCCGUUUGCUUGCGAUUUAUGUCCGAAGGUUUUUAGGAGCUUGCAGCACGUGGGAGAACACCGACGUUGCCACACGGGGCACAAGCCAUACAAGUGCGUCGAAUGUCCGAUGGGGUUCGCCCGGAUUGGAGAUCUCAACAAGCAUAAGAAGUUGAGGCACACGGCAGUACCAUCAUACUUAUGUUCCCAGUGCCCGGAAUCAUUCCACAGUUCUUCGUUGUUCCACCGGCACAAACAGAAGCAUCAGAAGGCAGUCGAAAUGGGUAUUGAUGAUACGAGACCGGCAGUUUUUGCAUGUGGCCAGUGCAAUGAGUUGUUCGAAAAUGGGAACGACCGGAAGGAACAUGUGUUGGUCCGACACGCCGAGGGAAGACCGUUUGAAUGCGGGGAUUGUGGGAAGAGGUUCAAACUGGGAAGUCAUCUGAAGGCUCAUGCGUUGACUCACAGCGGAGUCAAGUCGCAAAAGUGUGAUCAAUGUCCUGCAGCGUUUUACUUGAUGGGGGAUUUGAGGAGGCAUCAGAAGACACAUCGCAAAAUGGAGGAGAGCUAGGAGAAGUUCAUAAAAGUUUUAAUACGUAAGUACUUUUUUAUGCCGAAAUCCUUAACAGGACUGGUAGCAGUUCUCUAUUGCUAGAUUUGCAAUGAGCGGAAUGAGAGCAUUUAGCUCCAUACCACAAUGGAUUCAAACAGCGCCCUAAAAAGGGCACUUCAAAACGCAUGAGCGUAAAGAGAAGAGAGAGCCUAUAGCUCGUUACUUUCAAUACAUUUCAAAGUGAGUAGGGACUUCUUUCAUACCGAUACCAUUGAAAACUAUCAUGUAAAAUUGAAAA